Exophiala bonariae is the source of this 1608-nucleotide messenger RNA. RefSeq lists its product as uncharacterized. The record is from RefSeq and is a predicted model, not a curated record. Gene Ontology annotation, cellular component: membrane. Gene Ontology annotation, biological process: myo-inositol import across plasma membrane. The transcript has 2 exons. Gene Ontology annotation, molecular function: myo-inositol:proton symporter activity. NCBI's taxonomy places the organism in Eukaryota, Fungi, Ascomycota, Eurotiomycetes, Chaetothyriales, Herpotrichiellaceae. The coding region runs from base 1 to 1608 and encodes 535 amino acids.
AUGGCUGUUACACAUAUUGCCAAAGUUGAGUCGCCGUCCAAAGAGACCGCAGUCGAACACUACGAGCAACCUCGCCGGGCGAGCACCGCUGAGGAGCUUGUCGAACUUUCUGGCAUCGAGUCGACGGCAACUUCCAAAGCUGCUUGGCUCAUUGCAAUUACAGUGUCCCUAGGUGGCUUCCUGUUUGGUUAUGAUACCGGCUAUAUCUCGCCCGUCCUCGUUACCAUUGGGAAGUCCCUUGGUCAUGAGCUCAGUUCAAGCGAGGCCGAGCUGGUGACCUCGUUGACCAGUGGAGGCGCGCUUGUUGGUGCUGUUGGCGCGGGGUUGACCGCCGAUCGCUGGGGUCGCAAGAUGCCGAUAUGGGCUGCUUGUGUGGUCUUCUGUCUUGGAACACUCCUCCAGACUUGCGCCUUUCAUGUUCCUCAAUUCGCUGUUGGAAGAUUUGUUGUCGGGCUGGGAGUCGGAUCUGCGGCAUGUAUCGUCCCCCUCUACAUUGGAGAGCUAGCGCCCGCCAGAUACAGGGGUUGCAUGAUCGCUUUCAACAAUAUGAGCGUCACUUUUGGUCAACUUGUCGCCAGCGCUCUGGGUGCUGGCUUCACUCACAUUAAAGGAGAUGGGUGGCGGGUAACUGUUGGGCUUGGAGCAAUCCCUGCGAUUCUUCUUGCCGGCCUUCUAGUGCUCUGCCCCGAAUCUCCGCGUCAAUUAGUCGCACAUGGCAAGGUAGAUGAGGCAGAAAAAGUUCUUACACGGAUAUACCCCGGCUCUUCUGCAGAACAGCGUCAUGCGAAAAUCAAGUCGAUUCAGAUGUCAAUACACGAGGCCACUGCCACCAUGGUUGAUGAUUCGUUGUGGAAGACAACCAAGCGCAUUUUUACUACGGCUGCAACUUGUCGCGCUGUCUUUACAGCAUGCAUGAUUAUGGCAAUCUCCCAGCUCGGUGGAUUCAAUACACUCAUGUACUACAGCGCCACCCUAUUCAAGAUCGUGGGGUUCUCCAAUGCCACCGCAGUUGCUAUUGUUGUCUCUGGAACUAAUUUCAUCUUUUCGCUCGUCAACUUGGUUCUUGUUGAUCGCUUUGGCCGCCGGAGGAUUCUUACGAUCACUGUGCUGGGCAUGUCUAUCUGUAUGCUCCUCGCUGCAAUUUCAUUCCACUGGAUCCCUGUUAGUAAGGAACUUGUGGUGCAGUCUACCAAUAUUGGCUGGCCAGGCAUCUUGGUCCUGAUCUGCAUUAUUUGCUACGUCGCCUUUUUCUCGUCCGGUGUUGCCACUAUUGCGUGGAUCGGGACCGAAUUGAUCCCGAUGGAGGUUCGAGCUGUCGGAACUAUGUUGAAUACAGUUACAUGCUGGAGCACCAAUAUCAUCAUUGCGUCGACAUUCCUUAGCAUGAUGAAGGGUAUGACACCUUCUGGCGCAUUUGGCUUCUACUGUGGCAUUUGCUUUUUCGGCUGGAUCUUCGUUGUGACUUGCUACCCCGAGUGCAAAGGUAUGCCUUUGGAGGCUGUCCGAGAAGUAUUCGCCCACGGCUUUGGUGUCAAAUACUCCAAGCAGUGGCAGAAGGAUAACAAGCAUCUUGUAAAGACAGUCACUACUCAAUCUUUCGGCCACUAG